AUGACGAACGUUGUACUCGCUACUAAUUUAUACCACCAGUAUAUAGAUUCAGGUGUGUGUUUGAGCCAUGAUACCACAGAGAGGAAGCAACCUCCUGGCCGGUUUGAACUGAAGCCUCAGUAUGUUCACCAUUUGGCUCCAAAUCCUUUGCCUGAAAUCAACUACCAUUCUCCCAAACGUAAAGAUUUCAAACAGAGUUGUGUUAAGAUGACUGUGGUUGCUGUGAUCUGCCUGCUGAGUCUCUUGCUGCUGGCUGGAAUCCUCCUGGCCUAUUACUUUUCCUCUCCCUGUAUGCAUGGGGUACAAUGUGGCGGUAAUGGGGGCUGUGUGUGGGACUCCCAGUGGUGUGAUGGAGUGGUGGACUGUCCAGAAGGCCAGGAUGAAGCUCAUUGUGUGCGGCUUCACGGUUCGAGUUUCCUGCUUCAGGUCUACAACACCAACAAAUGGAUGAGUGUUUGUUCUCACGGAUGGACGGCUCAAAUGGGCAGAGCGAGCUGUCGAGACAUGGGAUACAGUGGGAGCACCAGUGUUCUGUCAGGCCAAAGUGAGGCACAUUCUCAGGAUGGAGUCUUAAUAGUAACAGCAGAGCCAAACCCUGAUGUCCCCAUCGUGCAACAGCUUGCACUUAGCAAUCACUGUCCAAGUGGCACUGUGGUGACACUGCAAUGUACAGAUUGUGCAGGAGGCGUCAAUUCCAGCAGGCCUGCUAAAGCACAGCAGGCACCUCUGGGGGCUUGGCCAUGGCAGGCGAGUUUGCGGGUUGCCAGCUCCCAUCGCUGUGGAGGUGCAAUCAUUUCCCCCUUCUGGAUCAUCACAACGGCCCACUGUGCACUCAUGACCCCCAGUGCUGGAGACUGGUCUGUGUAUGCAGGAGUCGUGGAUCCUUUAGGUGUACUCUUUAACCCUGCUUCCUCUGUGAGUCAUGUCAUUGUCCAUGAAGGCUUUGACAGAGAUACUCACAAGAAUGACAUUGCCAUAAUGAGGCUCAGCACACCUCUGAAUUUCACAGCCUCCAGUAAUAUUGGUCCUGUGUGCCUCCCAAAUGUGGGUUUGAACAUCUCUGACCCUCUGAAUGCAUGGACCACAGGAUAUGGUGUUCCAGUAAAUGGAGACUCUCCAUACCUGGUGGAGGCUCAGGUGUCUUUUGUAGACUCUGUAGGAUGCAACAACUCCAUGGCUUACAAUGGAAGAAUAUCAGAUGACAUGCUUUGUGCCACGGAAGCAGAGACAGGAUCACACACAUGCAGAACCGACAGUGGGGGUCCUCUGGUAUCUCAGAUGGGUGGUGUGUGGUGGCUCAUUGGGGACAAUAUUUGGCCACAAAGUUGCAGUGAGUCAAACAAACCUGGCGUUUAUAGCAACGUGACCUAUUUCUUGGAUUGGAUACACAAUCAGAUGAAGAAACAUCAAGAUGACUAAGGAUAAGCGGCAUAGAAAACAGAUGGAUGGAUCAAGAUGACCAAACUCAUGACUGCUGACUAAACAAGGAUGUGGUUUACUGCUGCCUUAUGUGUACAUUUACUUAUUUAUUCUUUCUCUAACCAUUAUAUUUGUCCAUGUCACUUUUUUUAAUCAAU
Molecule: messenger RNA, 1577 nt
Organism: Dunckerocampus dactyliophorus (ringed pipefish)
Lineage: Eukaryota; Metazoa; Chordata; Actinopteri; Syngnathiformes; Syngnathidae
Product: transmembrane protease serine 2-like
Exons: 12
Coding region: 1-1419 (472 amino acids)
Biological process (GO): proteolysis
Cellular component (GO): membrane
Molecular function (GO): protein binding; serine-type endopeptidase activity
Source: RefSeq, a predicted model, not a curated record